Molecule: messenger RNA, 582 nt
Organism: Odobenus rosmarus divergens (Pacific walrus)
Lineage: Eukaryota; Metazoa; Chordata; Mammalia; Carnivora; Odobenidae
Product: zinc finger protein 740-like
Exons: 1
Coding region: 1-582 (193 amino acids)
Source: RefSeq, a predicted model, not a curated record
AUGGCUCAGGCAAAUCUCUUGGCUUGUGAAGGCCUAGCAGGUGUGAGUUUGGUUCCCACUGCAGCCAGCAAGAAGAUGAUGCUGAGCCAGAUUGCCAGCAAGCAGGCCGAGAAUGGAGAGCAGGCAGGUAGCCCUGAUGUGCUGAGGUGCGAAAGUCAGGGCCACCAAAAAGACAGCAAUAAGUCCUGGAGUCGCAAAGAUGAUGACAGCUUGGCUGAGGCCUCUCAUUCAAAGAAGACUGUUAAAAAGGUGGUGGUAGUGGAACAGAAUGGUUCUUUUCAAGUAAAGAUUCCCAAAAAUUUUAUUUGUGAACACUGCUUUGGAGGCUUUAGGAGCAGUUACCACCUCAAGAGGCACAUCCUCAUUCAUACUGGUGAGAAGCCAUUUGAGUGUGAUAUAUGCGAUAUGCGCUUCAUCCAGAAGUACCACCUGGAGUGUCACAAGCAUGUGCACGGUGGCGAAAAGCCCUACCAGUGUAAACGGUAUCAUCAGUGUUUUUCUCGGACAGAUCGAUUACUCAGACACAAACGGAUGUGCCAAGGGUGCCAGUCCAAGACUUCCAACGGACAGUUUUCUCUAUAG